Messenger RNA from Menidia menidia (Atlantic silverside), 6137 nucleotides. NCBI's taxonomy places the organism in Eukaryota, Metazoa, Chordata, Actinopteri, Atheriniformes, Atherinopsidae. The record is from the annotation of a GenBank genome assembly.
GGGAUCUCAGGGCAGCAGCAGUUUAAGCAGAGAGCCAGGGCAGAAACAGAGCUUCAUUGAGAGAAGAUGUUUUAUUAAAGGGGAGGAAAAGUGACUCACUCAAACAUACAGUAAUAAACACAGAGAGUUCAACACAGAAAGAAAGACAAGCAAGAGCCAACUGCACUCCUAAAUCUACCAGUAGAGAAAGAGAGCAAUAAGAGAUUACCAUUUUUUACGCCCCCGUCACACACACAUAUUCACACAUUUGUGUUAGUGCAGAGUGUGUGUGCAGCUCAGUGUGAGGAGCAGGGCUGUCCGACCCCAACAAGUGGCACAUCGAGGAGGAAGGAGCAAGCGAUUGGAUGGAUGCCUUUUGCAGACUCAGUGGCCUGGACCCUCUGUGGGACUGGAACCGUACGUGGUACACAGCAAACCCUGACCUCACCCAGUGUUUCCAGAACACUGUGCUGGUGUGGGUUCCGUGCAUCUAUCUGUGGUUGUUGGUCCCAUUUUACUGUCUUCACCUUUACUGCCACGACCAUGGACGGAUUCAGAUGUCCUGCCUCUGUAUUGCCAAGAUGGUGCUUGGUUUCCUGCUGGCCUCCUUUGGUUUUGUGGAGUUCUUCUAUAUCCUGCUGGAAAGGAGCCAGGAGAUCCAGCAGCACAUGGUUUUCCUACUGAGCCCCAUCAUUCGCAGCAUGACUGUGAUCCUGGCCCUGUGCAUCAUUCAGCUGGAGAGAGUGAGAGGAUGUCGAUCUUCCGUGUUCCUCUUCUUGUUCUGGGUCCUGUCUGUUGUCUGUUCUCUGGUGCCUCUCAGAGCGAAGAUCCAGCUUGCCAUUGAUGAGGGCAUUGCCUCUGACAUUGUUCGCUACCUCGCCUUCUUCUCCUACUUCACGAUCCAACUGGCCCAGCUCUUCCUGUGCUGUUUUGCUGACCAGCCUCCACAGGGAAAACCCGUCUUGGAGAAGAAUCCCUGCCCUGUGAAAGAUGCCUCUUUCCUGUCACAGAUUCUCUUCUGGUGGUUCACUGGGCUUGUUGUGAAAGGGUACCGCUCUCCACUCGAAGCCGAGGAUCUGUGGACCCUGAGGGAGGAAGACACAUCACACAAGAUCAUAUCUGAGCUCCAACAGGAAUGGACAGCCGAGUGUGCCAAGAUUCAGAAGCAGGAGAAGGCCCUCUCCUCGGGCGCAGCGCUGGGGAGCAGGCUGCCAGACCAGGCCCAGCUCCUCAGGAAGCUGCAGAAGGAGCAGAGCUCCGGUUUCUUCCUGCUCAGGACGCUGGCACGCAAGUUCGGUCCAUAUUUUCUGACCGGCACCCUGUGUAUCAUUUUCCACGACGCCUUCAUGUUCGCCAUCCCUCAGGUGCUGAGUCUUCUUCUGGGUUUCAUGAGAGAUGAAGAUGCUCCACUCUGGAAGGGCUACUUUUACGCCACCUUGAUGUUCCUGCUGUCGUGUCUCCAGUCCCUUUUCAACCACCAGUACAUGUACGCCUGCUUCACCGUCGGCAUGAGGGUGAAGACAGCUGUAAUGGGCUUGGUCUACAGGAAGUCUUUGGUGAUAAACAGCGCUGCGAGGAGGACUUGCACCGUGGGCGAGAUUGUGAAUCUGGUUUCGGCAGACACUCAGAAGCUCAUGGAUUUUGUGGUCUACUUCAACGCUGUCUGGCUGGCUCCUAUUGAGAUCGCUCUCUGUCUUUUCUUCCUUUGGCAGCAUCUGGGUCCUUCAGCUUUGGCAGGAAUUGCCACUGUCAUUCUCAUCUUUCCGCUCAAUGGGUUCAUUGCAAAGAAAAGGAGCAAGCUGCAGGAAAUUCAAAUGAAAUUCAUGGAUGGUCGCAUCAGGCUGAUGAAUGAAAUCUUAAAUGGAAUAAAGAUUUUGAAGUUUUAUGCCUGGGAGAAGGCCUUCCUGGAGCAGGUUUUGGGCUACAGAGAAAAGGAGCUCAAUGCCCUGAAGAAGUCUCAGAUUCUUUAUUCCAUCUCUAUUGCAUCUUUUAACUCCUCCUCUUUCUUGAUUGCUUUUGCCAUGUUUGGGGUCUACGUGACGCUGGAUGACAGGAAUGUCUUGGAUGCACAGAAAGUGUUUGUCUCCAUGGCGCUCAUCAAUAUCUUGAAGACCCCAUUGAGUCAGCUUCCAUUUGCAAUUAGCACAACCAUGCAGGCUCUGGUUUCACUGAGACGUCUGGGAAAGUACCUGUGUUCAGAAGAACUGAAGGUGGAAAAUGUCUCAAAGACUCCACUCAACUCUGAUGGCGAAGAUGUGGCCAUAGAAAAUGGCACUUUCAGCUGGUCUGCAGAGGGUCCUCCAUGUCUCAAACGGAUCAAUGUCCAUGUGCCACGAGGCUCCCUUGUUGCUGUGGUUGGUCAUGUGGGCAGUGGAAAGUCCUCUUUGUUGUCCGCCAUGCUCGGUGAGACAGAGAAAAGAACCGGCCGAGUCACUGUCAAGGGCUCUGUGGCCUACGUGCCCCAGCAGGCCUGGAUCCAGAACGCCACCGUCCAAGACAACAUCACAUUUGGCCGUGAGAAGAUGAAAACAUGGUACCAGCGUGUGCUGGAGGCCUGUGCCCUGCUGCCCGACCUGGACAUCCUACCGGCUGGAGAUGCUACAGAGAUCGGAGAGAAGGGACUGAAUCUAUCUGGUGGUCAGAAGCAGAGGGUGAGUCUGGCCAGGGCCGUCUACAGAAAGGCUGAUGUAUACCUGCUGGACGACCCGCUGUCAGCAGUGGACGCGCAUGUGGGACAGCACAUCUUUGACAAAGUUAUUGGACCAAAAGGAGUCCUUAGAGACAAGACCCGCAUCCUGGUAACCCAUGGGAUGAGCUUCCUGCCGCAAGCUGACCUCAUCCUCGUUCUGGUGGACGGAGAAAUCACAGAGAGUGGCUCCUACCAGGAGCUGCUCAGCCGCCAUGGUGCUUUUGCUGACUUUAUCCACACUUUUGCAAGCACAGAGCGAAAGGAGAGCGCCAUGCAAAGAGCCGGUUCCAGAAGGUCCAAUGCUCGACUCAGCAUGAUUGAUUUCAUGCCCUUCUCCAGAGACUUGUCACAGGAGCAGCUCAUUGGGGGUGACACCACUAAUACUAACCUGCAAAACAUGGAGCCUGUAUCUGAAACGGACCAGGAGCAGGUGCCAGAGGACUUGGGCAAGCUGACUGAAGUUGACAAGGCUCGCACGGGACGAGUGAGGUUGGAGAUGUAUAAGAAGUACUUCAAGACCAUCGGCUUGGCCAUCAUCAUACCCAUCGUCUUCCUGUACGCCUUUCAGCAGGGUGCCUCUCUGGCCUACAACUACUGGCUCAGCAUGUGGGCCGAUGACCCCAUAGUUAACGGCACCCAGAUUGAUACAGACCUGAAACUGUCUGUUUUCGGAGCUCUGGGUUUUGUACAAGGUAUCGCUAUCUUUGGGACGACUGUCACCAUCUCCAUCUGCGGCAUCAUCGCCUCUCGCCACUUGCACACGGACCUGCUGGUCAACGUUCUCCGCUCGCCAAUGUCUUUUUUCGAGACCACGCCCAGUGGCAACCUCCUGAACCGCUUUGCCAAAGAGAUCGACGCCAUCGACUGCAUGGUGCCAGAAGGCUUGAAGAUGAUGUUGAGCUACGUUUUUAAACUCAUGGAGGUCUGCAUCAUCGUGCUGAUGGCAACUCCCUUUGCAGCGGUGAUCAUCUUGCCCCUUGCCUUCCUCUACGCCUUUGUACAGAGUUUCUACGUUGCCACAUCCUGUCAGCUGCGCAGGCUGGAAGCUGUGAGCCGCUCGCCCAUUUACACCCACUUCAACGAGACGGUGCAGGGUGCCAGCGUGAUCCGGGCCUUCGGAGAGCAGCCCCGCUUCAUUCUGCAGGCUAAUGAAAGAGUCGACUUCAAUCAAACCUCCUACUUUCCCCGAUUUGUAGCCACCCGGUGGCUGGCCGUCAAUCUGGAGUUUGUUGGAAAUGGUGUGGUCUUAGCUGCCGCUAUUCUCUCUGUGAUGGGUAGAAGCACCCUGAGUCCAGGCAUCGUGGGUUUGGCUGUAUCACACUCCCUCCAGGUUACUGGAAUUCUGAGCUGGAUCGUGCGAUCCUGGACCGACGUGGAAAACAACAUUGUUUCUGUUGAGAGAGUCAAUGAGUACGCCGAAACUCCUAAAGAGGCUGGUUGGACUACAGAGGGCAACUCCUUGCCACUGGCGUGGCCCCAGAGUGGCACCAUAGAAUUCCAAGACUAUGGGCUGCAGUACCGCAAAGGCCUUGAGCUGGCUCUGAAAGGCAUUACGUUGCACAUAAAUGAAAGAGAGAAGGUUGGAAUUGUCGGCAGAACAGGAGCUGGGAAGUCCUCGCUUGCCUUGGGAAUCUUCAGGAUCCUGGAAGCUGCAAAGGGAAAGAUAUACGUUGAUGGAGUCAACAUUGCUGAAAUUGGACUCCAUGACCUCCGAUCUCGUAUUACUAUCAUUCCUCAGGACCCGGUGCUGUUCUCAGGCUCCCUCAGGAUGAACCUCGACCCAUUUGAUAGCUACACAGAUGAAGAAAUUUGGAGUUCACUGGAGCUUGCUCAUCUCAAAGACUUUGUGUCCAAUCUGCCUGAUAAACUCAACUAUGAAUGCUCCGAGGGAGGCGAAAACCUCAGUCUGGGUCAGCGCCAGCUAGUCUGCUUAGCCAGGGCCUUGCUGAGGAAAACCAAGAUCCUUGUAUUGGACGAGGCCACGGCUGCUGUUGACCUGGAGACAGACACCCUCAUCCAGUCAACAAUCCGCACACAGUUUGAAGACUGCACUGUGUUGACCAUCGCUCACCGUCUUAAUACCAUCAUGGAUUACACAAGAGUAAUCGUCAUGGACAGAGGCCACAUCUCUGAGAUGGACUCUCCAGCCAACCUCAUCUCUCAGCGGGGGCAGUUCUAUCGGAUGUGCCGGGAAGCUGGCUUGGUCUAGACCUAUCUUGGACCUCUUACCAGAUAACUGAUGACCUGGUGUGCACAUGUGGCACUAUAUUUGUGUGGCUCUUCCACAUAUCUCAAAUUGGGCCAUUGGAAGUUUUGUGGCAGCUCAUAACUCUUCUCUGUGAGGGCAUUGUUGCUGAAUCUCACAAGCAGCUGCUGAUGCAAUCCCUACAGCAUUUUAAAACCCAAAGACACCUAUUCAAGUCAUGAAAGUACUUUUCUUAACCUUGGAAGAUGGAUGUUCAGAUUAGAGCUACAGUGGAUUGCUGAGUCUCAAAGUUAUAAAUGUUGUGUAUAGAGUGGUGGAGUCAGUAUAUUCUGUAAAGGAUAAAAAAGGCUGGACUAAAAGAGAAACACAAAUCUUAAUGACUUUCAUUUUCUUUAAGGAUGGAGGUCAUACUAUUUUUGUAGUUUUUGUAAGUGUUUAUACAGCACAGGACAUAUUUUUUAUGUUGUCUCAGGCUUACACAGACGUUUACUCAUACAUUUUUAGCCUUAUAUACCAAAAAGAGGCACUUUUUUUACUUGUAGAAUGAUAGAAGUCUAUGUUUUACUCUCAUCCCAGAAACUGGGACAAGAAAUAUUGCAACACUCUAACCUUUGCGAGGUUCAUGCUAGCCGGGGAAAUUGGCUUUUUACAGUCUUCAAAAUUUGAGCUUGAGGCCAUUUUUAUAUGUCAGGGGGAGGGUGAAACAGUAAAGCAAGCCAGGACAUUAGCAAUCGUCCAACUAUGUGGUGGUUGUUGUUUAUUUCUGUAAAGUAAACAUUUUUUAAAAAGUCAAUAGAGACCUCACUGGUCAGAUUUAACCUGACACCGGUAGUGAAAACCACCAUGAAUGAAGAGAAUGCCUCUUUGAAACAAUGGUGAUAAAUCUCUAAGGGAUUGUUUCUCUGUCUGCGCCACACAAACUCAGGCCAUACGCAUAUACAGAGAGGAGAAAAUCAGUAUUGUUCUGUAUUGGUGCUGACAUGACAGACUGUAAAUAGUCUGUGUUAAGCUUUAGUCUUGAUUCAAAGAAAGAACCCUAUGAACUUUUCCAAGAGAAGAAGCAUUUGAUGUUUUUGUCUUACUGGUUUAGACAAUAUAUUCUAAGAGGAACCCAAGUGUUUAUUUAUGUCAUGUGACAAAAUGUGUUAAGUGUCCUUAAAAUUCUGAGGAAUAUAUUUUAUUUAUACUUUUUAUAACAAGCUUGAUCAUCCUCACUGACCUUUUAUUGUUAAUGUACUGUCUGGGUCCAUACAUCAUGCUGGA